AUGGUCAACUUUUGCAUGAUUAUCCGCCCUCCUCUUAAGAGUCCUGAGGCCGACUGCAUUGAUGAGGUUUGCAAGAUGCGGCUUGAAGUCACUAUCAACCACACGGACCAUGAUGUCCUGUGCAAGAGCCCCAUCGUCGUGUCGUUCGAGACUAAGCGCUCCGGGGCCGACCUCGAGAAGGCGACGGUGCAGAUUGGGAACAUGGCACCCGUCGCAGUGGCGGGUUGGUCUUUUGUUGCGAGCGCCAUCAAAGAUGGAAGAGCCGUCCUCUAUAGAGAGGUCGAGCUCGGGAAGACGUCAGCCGGGUUUGGUAUCAUGACCACGCCUGUCGCGCCACAGCACCUUGCACGUUGGGCAGAGAACUCGUAUUGGCCAAUUUUCAAGUCUGAGAUUCUUGACACAUGA
Molecule: messenger RNA, 405 nt
Organism: Colletotrichum gloeosporioides
Lineage: Eukaryota; Fungi; Ascomycota; Sordariomycetes; Glomerellales; Glomerellaceae
Exons: 2
Coding region: 1-405 (134 amino acids)
Source: RefSeq, a predicted model, not a curated record